Messenger RNA from Uranotaenia lowii, 2204 nucleotides. RefSeq names its product major royal jelly protein 5-like. Gene Ontology annotation, cellular component: extracellular region. Bases 811 to 1947 code for a protein of 378 amino acids. Lineage: Eukaryota; Metazoa; Arthropoda; Insecta; Diptera; Culicidae. The transcript has 3 exons. The record is from RefSeq and is a predicted model, not a curated record.
UGGCUUAACAAUUAAGGAAUAGGUUUAUUUGGGUUUAUUUGAGCUUCGAUCAUAUCGAACGCGGAUCAAUGCGUUGUUUAUCUCUCGAAAUUUUUUUAUCCUUUAAUAUAGAGACUUUCAGCCUCGGACUGGUUCGUCUCUUUACCUCUCUCGAAAAUAUUUUAUUGUUAAUUCCAAUUUUUGUAAUCACUUUUUUCAUCACUCGAAGAAUUAGUAAUGGUGAUGCCUACCACCAAGGGAAAAAUUAUCGUAGAAAUUUAUGUAUCUUUAUUUCUUGUUGAAAUAUGUAGAAAAUACAUCGAAGUGUAUAAUGGCAAAUCAGCUUGUUAACUUGAAUGGGGAUUUGUCUUAUAAAACUAAAAAUCAGCAGAUAGCAGGAAAGUAUUCAGCUAUUUUAUAAGUACAGUUAUAUUUUUUUGUACAAAUUUAAAGACAUGUUUUAGAAAAAUAAAAACUUUUUUUUAAUACAAAACUAUAAAUAACUUUUAAUUCAUAAGCACAUUUUAAACCUUAACUGAACUCUAGAAGCUUGGAAUUGAAAACAACCUGCUUAAGUAAAAUUAUUUACAUUUUCUUAGCCCUAACACGGUAGCGGAUGUCAUACAAAAGCAUUUCACUGCCAGGGUCAUUGGUAGCUUGAAAACGGCCGGUAGUUGGUUGACUAAAAUAAAAGAUUGUUAUUAUUUUCGACAAAACACGGUUACAGCAGAAAGCAUUGCAGCUUAUAAAAUCAUUAGUUCUCGCAAUUAUCACCUCAGUCUAGAGUUACUAUAGUUCUGGUGAGGCGGAGUUCAUUGUUCCGAGCUAAACAUGUGGUUAAAGAUUCUUUCUUUGACCGUGGUCGUUGCACUAAGUCAAGCUGACAAAGCGUGCGAAUAUUCCGACAAAAUCUAUCGAAUUAAUGGAAACUCGAUAGACUUUCCUUGCGAAUCGACCAAGAAUAUCUUCAUCACCACGGAACGUUUCAAGCCUAGUGCCAUUAUUCCGUUGCGUUUCCAGAUCGAUAAAAAGCAUGAUCGAGCGUUGAUUGUGUUGCCGCGACUUCGCGUCGGAAUUCCCAUCACUUUUGGCGUGAUAGACCUGAAGAAACCGAAUUGCUACACACACAUUAAACCCUAUCCUUGCUGGCCGUAUCAGGAGGAAGGCAAUUGCAAUUCGUUCCAGUCGACUGUGGAUGCUUUCAUUGAUAUUAGAAACAACAUCUGGACGUUGGACACUGGUAUCACCAACUAUCUCGAGCAGCCCAUUAAACGUUGUGCACCCAAAGUCGUUGCUUUCUCCCUGGAUAAUGAUAAGACCGUUAAAACCGUUGAUCUUAGUGACAUUGUUAAACCAUCGUCAAGGCUUCAAUACAUCAUUACUGAUUAUUCGAAGAACGGUAAUCCCUACGUGUACAUUGCCGAUGCUGAAGGUGCAAUCAUUGUACUAGACAUACAUAAUAGCAAGAGUUAUCGAGUGGUAUUGCCCCGGGCCAUCGCUGCCGGUUGCGGAGAAUCUGACGUGCUAUACCUACUGUUGGUCCGAAGACCAAACAAUCAAAACACGGUCAUCUUCUCGUAUCUGUGCGGUCAGAAGGUGUAUUCGAUAAAAUCCGAGUACCUUCGUACCGGACGAGGUUCCAGUGCCAUUGUUGAAUUGGGAAGCAAACACAAACACUCGGUACUCCUCGGAACCGACGGUGGCAAGAACGUUAUUCUGCGAUACCGUGGUGAAAGCGAGCUUUACCUUUGGGACACCGAUCAGCCCUAUAGGGAGUGCAACUUUGUGCUGGUUCAAAACUCGGAAGAAUGUCGGUUGAGCACGCAUGUUUCCCCUGGAGGUAAGGAUGAGCUGCUUUAUUCGCUCUCAUCGAACAUUGCCGACUACUUGAACAACACCAGUGGCGCUGGAGGAGCAUCCGCUAGACUCAAGUUUAUUAGCAAAGAGUGUGAUGACGACUGUUUCUAAGGAAUAUAACCUUCUCACUAACUUUUAAGUCCGACAACUAUUUAUGAACGAAACAACAACUGACGACUAUUUGAACGAAAUUGACUAAAAGACUUGCCUAUACUAGAGAUUUAUUACAAAGUUAGAAGCGAUAUUUUUGUGAAACCUUUUUUAGCAAUUUAUAAAAUAAACUAUUAGAUGUUACACGUUUAAAAAAAAACGUCUAAAGUGCCUGAAAUCACCUCUUCUAUGAAUAUUAUGAGUCCAAAUCUCACGAU